AUGGUUGGCGCACCAAGUUGGACGACAACCUUGGACGGGCACCGUGCCGAGGUCAUUGAUCUGCCAACUGACCACAAAUUUAGUCAGAGCCGCUGUAGCAAAGGCAAGCGCGAUAACGAUGGCUACAAAUUAGCGCUCCUGCACAAAACCUUGCGGUCCUUGCCCAGGUCUCGCACUCAAGAAGAGCAACGAACCACAUCUGCAUUCUGUAAAGUCACUCAAUCUGUUAGUUGCCUCCCUACGAUGGUGUUGGUCGACGUCAUGUUCAAUCCUCUACCGAACAAAUGUUUCACGCUCGAUCGGACAUCGAUUGUCACUUUCCUGCUGCAGUGCACCUGCUCUAACGGAUCCGGGCCACAUCUAGCACACGACCUUCAUGAGAAUGGCGCAUUCCGCAACUACUUCCACAUUGCACAUACCUGUCACUUUGGCCAAAACUCCGACCCUCCCUGCCGUUAUGUGAUAAAUCAGAACCCAUUAGACGCGCUUCUAAUCACGCAUGAGACUUUGCUCUAUGCUAGGCUAUACUCUAGCCAGCUUGUUUCAAACAAAAUCGGCGAUUUCGAUUUUCAACACACGCACACGUAUCGUGUCGAACCGGUGACCGCCUGGACUUGCAACGUAGGCUAUUUGCAAAACAAAACUCCUUUAUUCGCGCAUACCUUGCACGAUUGCUCAAUGUGGCCCCUUGGAAAUGGUUCGAUCAUUCACAGCCUGUUUUCCUCCAACAAUGAUGAAGUUCUGAGGAUCCGUAAAGCUGGACAAAGCUCCAGUUGGCAAGACGAUAUCGCGUUCUUAUACCAUGAGAUGGAACCGCAGCCACUUGUAAAGCAUGUUAAGAUCACACUGCCGCUGAAGCUGCAAUGCUUUUGCACAAUGAAUACAUCACCACAUCCCCCACACGACAUAAAAGAUCACGACUAUCUUUGUAUACCGAACGUAGCGCAAGAUCAAGCACCAUUGGACGGCUUCAUAGCUAUAGUUGGACAACAGCUGCACAUAAUGAAAGUCUCAGAGACUCGCCGUCUGCUUGUUGAUCUGACAGACUGCCCUGUUACACAGACAUGGUGGUGGCAUGAAGUUCAGAUCCAAGCACAACUUACUUUGGCAUACGAAAUGACUGGAAUCCCACAGGAGGAGCCUGGCUACAUACGGGAAAAUUGGCCGCUGAAGGUUCUGGAACAGUUCAGCUGGAACCCGCGUCUGCUCAACUGGGAAGCGAAUACAUAG
This is a messenger RNA of Aureobasidium melanogenum CBS 110374, 1230 nucleotides long. RefSeq lists its product as uncharacterized. Bases 1 to 1230 code for a protein of 409 amino acids. The transcript has 4 exons. NCBI's taxonomy places the organism in Eukaryota, Fungi, Ascomycota, Dothideomycetes, Dothideales, Saccotheciaceae. The record is from RefSeq and is a predicted model, not a curated record.